Messenger RNA from Mytilus californianus (California mussel), 1797 nucleotides. RefSeq lists its product as uncharacterized. The record is from RefSeq and is a predicted model, not a curated record. Bases 74 to 1309 code for a protein of 411 amino acids. Gene Ontology annotation, cellular component: cytoplasm. Lineage: Eukaryota; Metazoa; Mollusca; Bivalvia; Mytilida; Mytilidae. The transcript is spliced from 2 exons. Gene Ontology annotation, molecular function: glycerophospholipid phospholipase A1 activity; A2-type glycerophospholipase activity. Gene Ontology annotation, biological process: N-acylphosphatidylethanolamine metabolic process.
AACUGACGUAAUUCAAGUUGAGACAUGUACCAGUAGACACGAAGAUUAUUUAAGUGUGCUACAGUUUGAAAAAAUGUGGAAGAGUAAAAAGGACAAGUUCAAAAGAAAAUGGACUGGGAAUGAUUAUGCAAUCAGACACAGUAACCAACAACGAUCUCCAUCUGAAGGAACGGUCAAAGUUUUAACAAUGCAAUCACGUAACGUAUCAGAAAAACCUUCUAAUUUUAUGAAGAAACCUGAAGAGGAUGCAAUUACAGAAUAUCCCGAAAUUGACGAUUCUAACAAAAUAGAAAACAUUACAGACAACUACGAUGAUCUUGUUGGUAGAAAAAAACAAGAGGCGAAACCUGUGGCAUGCCUUGAAUGUGUAAAGCCGAUUCAGAUUUUCACAAGAGAAGAAAUAAAAAUAGGGGAUCACAUCAAAUUCUAUGGACGAAUAUAUGAUCACCAUGCAAUAGUUGUGGAUGUAAAAGCUUCAAAUGAAAAAGAUCAUAAAGCAGUCGUAGAAUUGGUGCAUGCAUCAAACACGACAUCUGGUGCAAUAUAUAAUUGUAUGCGACCCUUUGGUAACAAAGCAAAACUGUUAAGAGAAACGAAACGAAUAAAUUUUAAAAAGAUGAAAGUCAUGGUGUAUAAAUAUUCGGAUACAAUUGAACAUUUUUCGCCCAAAGAGAUUGUCAGUAGAGCAGUCACAACGAAAUCAAAUCCUAAUUUCAAAUACAACUUGCUGAAUAAUAACUGCGAGCAUUUUACAACAUGGUGCGUUACAGGAGAGAGUCUUAGCUUACAAAUUCGAAAGAUACGAAUGGUAAAGCGACUUUUUGCAAAUCAAGGAUUUCAAGGUAUCGGCGACGAAGUUCUUCGAAAUAAAAUCGAAUGUGAAAAAGGAAUGCUUUGUGCACCGUGUUUCGAGAGAAAUCGAAAAUUAUUAAGUGUCGCAAAACAACCGAUCAAAUCAAAAGGGGACGUAACGAUUGGUGAUAUAAUUACAUACACCUAUUACAGAUGUUGGCAUUCUGCUGUUGUACUUGAAAUCGAAUCACAUGACAGGUCACUACAGUGUAAAAUAGCUCAUUAUGCAUUUCGUGGUUUACAUAGAGAUAGAAAAAUUCGGGAGGAAACAUUAAGAAUUCCGUUCGAUGGAAGUGUAAAAGUAACUGACUUCUCCAAGACUGAUUAUACUGUCUACGAUCCAGAGGAGGUGGUGGAAAGGGCUCGAAGUAAGCUCGGCGAAAAGCGUUAUGAUCAUUUUUCAAAUGAUUCAAGUCAUUUUGCUCGAUGGUGUAAACUUCAACUGUACAGAAAGUGAUAUUCAUUGCCAUAGAAAAUAACAAUACUAUCGGAUGGAAGCUUUCGAAAACGUAUGCCUUAUUUUGUCUUAACACAUUUCGGUGACGUCAGUCUAUUGUUCUAACAGUAGAUUUUUUUUCAAGAAUCCAUUGUCAACCGACAUUAACUUUUAUUCUAACUGUUUAACUUCAAAUUAUUAACUGUUUAACUUCAAAUUAUUAACUGUUUAACUUUAACUUAUUAACUGUUUACCUCCCAAAAAAGGACAACACAUUUGUGGUUCGAACUUGCGAGCAUUUUCUUCAAUAAUCACAAUAGUCUUUGGUCCGUGCACUCGACUACGAUCGCUGAUAUAUAAUUACUAAUACUUUAUAUUCUUAAAGUACUUUAUAUGACUUAAUGGACUAUUGUCCAUGCAUAUGCACACAAAUUAUGUAGCUGCUGUUUAAUUGACACUGAACGUCUUUCGCUUUUACCACUAUGUAUAAUGACUACUAGUUUUUUUUU